AUGACAGAUUUCAUUCUUCCCUGUGAUGCAUGGGAUUGUCAUCUCCAUGUCCUUGAUCCACUCCGCUUCCCGUUCAAGGUCGACCGCGCCUACACCCCUCCACCAGCGUCGCUUGAUUCGAUGGUGAAGCACAGACAUGCUGAUAGACUGAUGCUGGUACAGGCCUCCAUAGAGGAUGGACAUGCGGGGCUUCUGGCUCAUCUAAAAGAAUGUGAAAAUCUAUACCCAUCAAUUAUCAUUCGCGGAACUAUCUGCUACCACCAAAAUAUCCUGGAGAUGACAACAGAAGAGUUCGACUAUCUACAUGACGCUGGCGUGCGGUGCGUUCGCAUUCAUGGAAUCUACGGUGAAAGCAGUAAACGAUGGGAGCAUGUGCUGGAGCAAGUGAGAGAACUGUCGGCCUCCUAUGGAAUACGAGAGUUAGGGUGGACCAUUUCGGCUCAGCUUCCGUUGCGAGCCUGGGCGUCCUUGAAGUCUUUUAUACUGGAUCAUUACGACACACCGAACGAUGUGAUCCUCAUUGCGGAGCAUAAUGGCUGCGCUGAGCCGACUGAUAUUGACAGUCCUGAGUUUGGCGACUUCCUGGACAUGUUGGGGUCCGGGAAGCUGUAUGUCAAGAUCGGUGCUCUAUAUCGUCGCAGCCCUGAUGACUUCCACCAGAUGAAAGGCAUCAUCCAGGCAUUGGCAAAGAAAGCACCCGACCGUCUUCUUUGGGGAAGUGAUUGGCCACACGUAAUGACAGGUGCUGAGAUGACCUCGGCAGGAAGUGUAGAGGCGGAGCUGUUUACGCUGCGGGAAUGGUUGUCCAGGACUGAGUGGUGCAAGAUGUUUGUUCAGAAUCCAAGGUUGUUGUUCGAUACAAGGGAUAACUAUAGGUAA
This is a messenger RNA of Aspergillus tubingensis, 879 nucleotides long. RefSeq names its product MFS general substrate transporter. The transcript has a single exon. The coding region runs from base 1 to 879 and encodes 292 amino acids. Gene Ontology annotation, molecular function: hydrolase activity. NCBI's taxonomy places the organism in Eukaryota, Fungi, Ascomycota, Eurotiomycetes, Eurotiales, Aspergillaceae. The record is from RefSeq and is a predicted model, not a curated record.